UGGAACUUUAAAUGUGGUUUCUGGUGUUUCAAAUGCACCAGAGACCACAUUUUUUUAAUUUUGCCGUCCACGUUAAUUCACCCUUUCUCAAAUCCUCUUUUUCUCUUUGAUUCUAAGCUUUCCACAUGUACAAUGCCUUUGAGAUUGUACGCUUUUCCCUAUGUCACCUCUCUUGCUUUUCCCUAUGUCAUCUCUCUUACCUUGUUCUCUUUGUUUUAAAAGCACUUUUUUGUGCCCUUUCUCUAUCAUCUGUGGGUAAUCUCAUGGCUCUCUCUCUCUUUGUCCUGUUCUUUUGGGUUCAGUUGCAUUGAUAUUUAAAAAGGUUAUUAUUUGCUUUAUGAAGGGCAAACUUAUUAAAGCUUCAAUCUGCGUGUUAUAAAAAUUAGUGAAACUUUUUGUUGCAGCAAAAGCUUUAUUUCUUUUAGCCUGAGAAAAAUAGUUAUUAUAGGAGAUUGCCGGCUAGAUGCUUUAUUAAACUACUCAGCAGACUAUUUGACACUACGUUAUUAAUAUGUUUGUAUUGUUCCUACAUGUGAAGUUUUACUAUUACAUUCUGAGUUCCAAACGAUAAAUAAUUAUCACGAAAUGUUUUCCGCAUUCAAAUGUUGUGGAUAACAGGAUAAGUAAGUAUGAUGCAAAUCCAUUUGAAGUGAAUGUUGUUUCAUUUUAGUUUGCUUUAGGAGACUUAUUAAUGCACCCAGUCCUAAACUCUGAAUCCUAAACACAGUGGGAUUCAAAUUGAAUUGGUUACAGCCUUAGAGAUCAUAGAUCUUACUCCAUCUUAGCUCUACAAGAGGAAGUGUGAUUUGAGUUGCUUUGAUUCUAAACCCAAAUAGAAUAGGGAAGGAUUUGAUCCCCAUGUUUAUGUCUUCGAAUUUAAAGGCAUGAGGAGUAGGUUAUUAAUGAUAGUUGCUCUUGCUAUUUGAAAUAGGCAAAGGUCCAAAUGAAUCUCUUGUUUUAACUCACAAGGGAAUUGAAAUUAUGAGGGUUUUUGUUUUGAAGAAGAAAAUGACAAGUGACAACCCAUUAGUUCAAAUAGAUGCCCAUGGGAAUCUCUUUUGAUGCACACUUUGGAUCACAAUGUACUAAAACAUAUUGGCUUAGACUAUUUGAACAAACAAAAAGAAAACUUGAACUACUUAUGGAGCCAUGGAUGAGAUUUACAAUCAAGUCGAUCAUGUGGAGCCAUGGAUGACCGGCAACUGUAGAGGUCCUUCCAAAGCAUUUUGUCUUCUCUAUAAAUUCUUCACGAUGAAGCUUACUGUCAAACAAAUGCAUGGCUUGUUGAAGCAUUCGGAUUCUCCAUAUAUUAGAGCUAUUGGCUUCCUGUAUCUACGAUAUGUUGCCGAUCCAAAGACAUUAUGGACUUGGUAUGAGCCCUACAUAAAAGAUGAUGAGGAGUUCUCUCCAGGAUCUAACGGUAGAAUGACAACCAUGGGUAUGUAUGUGCGUGAUCUUCUGCUUGGACAGGUAGUUUUCCUAGUACUUUUUUCCUCGCAAGUCUGAUUCAUAUUCUCUUUUUCCCUAU
Molecule: messenger RNA, 1528 nt
Organism: Ananas comosus (pineapple)
Lineage: Eukaryota; Viridiplantae; Streptophyta; Magnoliopsida; Poales; Bromeliaceae
Product: pre-mRNA splicing factor SR-like 1
Exons: 3
Coding region: 1150-1506 (118 amino acids)
Cellular component (GO): precatalytic spliceosome
Source: RefSeq, a predicted model, not a curated record